Molecule: messenger RNA, 1905 nt
Organism: Saccharomyces paradoxus
Lineage: Eukaryota; Fungi; Ascomycota; Saccharomycetes; Saccharomycetales; Saccharomycetaceae
Gene: EAP1
Product: Eap1p
Exons: 1
Coding region: 1-1905 (634 amino acids)
Source: RefSeq, a predicted model, not a curated record
AUGGAACUCAACGACCCUUCGAUUAUAUCAACCACCCAGUUUUCAGGUGAAUUGUCGGACAGCGAUGCCGCAGCCGCUACUCACAAAUCGCAACAAGCCAUCUCGAAUCUAUUUCAAAAAUUAGCUAAAAAAGAUAGAGAAGAGAAGCCAAUCGGUAGCGUAGAAUCUUCAACUGAUAGCUCUAACAUUUCUAUUGCUACAAGCACCAACAAUAAAGAAAGUAAUAGGAAAAAAAAUAAGAAAACGACCAUGCUGAAUUUCAGCAGUUUGACGGAUCCUAUAACGAACUACAAACCAAUGGAGCUGCAAUACAAGACAUAUGCAUACUCUAUGAACGAACUUUACCACUUGAAGCCAUCUUUGGCUAGCCCUUCGUAUGAAGAAGACCCACUCAUUUCGGAACUUGUGAAGAGUCUGCCUAAGAGAAAGUUUUGGCGGUUGCGCAUGGGGCCUCCAGAUCAAAAGCAUGCUAAUAACCAUCAUUUUAAUGGAAGCAACGGUGGAGGUAGUUGGAAGGCUGGUUACAAAAACGGCAAAAGUGAUGAGAGGAGAAUGAGUAGGACCAAAAACAUGCAGGGGGGCAAACGAAGAUCCCAGCAAGAUGAUGAAGACAAAAAGAUUGACCAAGAAAUGCUGGAAAUGGACAAGAAUCUUCAAUUGGGAGGUGAUGUUGGUCAUUCAAUUGCAGAUUUUGAAGAUUGGAAGGCAAAGAUGAAAGAAUUAGAAUUGAAAAAAGUUUCAAAAUCUAAAGGGAUCAGUAACUCUGCCGCGGUUGCCCCCAGAGAAGGCGCUGCUCAUGAAACACCCAUUGAUUUAAGACCGGCUAUGCCAAAGGGUUCUAGUUCUAUAACGGAUUUUUUGAAUUUAAAGAGGCAAGACAAGAAGGAAGAACCUUUACAACAAACAACUGGCAUUCCUAUUGGACAGCCAAACCUAUCGAAAGCCAGUAUAGAACAAGUGAACGAUUUAGAAACUAAUUCAGAUUUAGGUAAAAGUUCAUCAUCUCGGUUUUCAUCAUUUUUCAAUAAAUCUGCCACUUCAUUGCCCUCAUUAGAUACUAAUAAUCAAGCGCCAUCACCAAACGUGUCUGUAGUAAACAACGAUGGUAACGGCACACCACAUCAAAGCGGUUCAAGAUUGAUGUCAUUUUUCAAAGAAUCUAGAUCGAGUACUCCAAACGCAGAAUCGCAACUGUCAUCAACCUCAGAAAAAGAUACUGGAAAGAUGCAUACUCUUCCGCAAUUCCAGCAGCAACCGCAGCAAAUGCAACCAAUGGUAUUCCCUCAGCAUCCUCCUAAUAAUAACGCGUUUUUCAAUGGGCUAUUAAAUAAAGGUAAAAGUGAAACUAGCACUCCUCCUCCUCCCCCAGGGCUAAUCCCUCAUCAAGGUCCACAAUUUCCUAUGAUGGGCGUACCACCAAAUUUCCCACAGCACAUGAUGCCACCACCACCAGGUCUCGUUCAAUUCCAAAAAGAUUCUAAAGAUGUAAAUAAGAAGGUUGACAAGCAACCAAGGCAGAAUAAAAACGCGAACGGAUCCAGGAAUAGUAAGGGAAAACAAGCGGCAACAGUGACAUCAGACUUGCCUCAACAGCAAUACAUGCCACCACCCCCACCUCCAGGUUUUUUUCCCAUGCAUCCUAAUUUUCCUAACGGUCCAAUGCCACCAUUACCGCAGGGUUUCCCCAUGCCACCAAAUGGUAUGUUGCCGGUAGCAGGUCAGCAACCACAGCCACCUUAUCCGAAUAUGAUGCUACAGGGAAAUUUCCCUCCUAACUUCCAGCAGGGCUUUAGUAGCAACUCCCGUAUGCCAAUUCCACCUAUCAUUAACGGUAAUGGCAAAAAUAUUACAAAUCAGUUACCACCAGGAUUGAACUCUAAGAAGAAUAUAAAAAGAAACGCCUAA